AAUUUCAACUUGGAAAAAUUCAUUGGUUUCAUAAAUGCCAUUUCAAGCUCAUUCCCUGCUUUAAAAUUUAUUUCUUGGAAGUAUUAGAUAUAUAUGUUUUUGGGUAUCUAAGUACUUGGCUACAUAUGCAUCUAUUAUAUUCUAAAUUGCUAAUUUGAUAGCGGGAAGUAACCACAAAAAAAGUAAAGUCGAACCUUUGAGGGUCUCACUUGUACUAUCAUGAAAGAAGAUAUUUUUGCAUAUUUUUUCUUUUGAUAUUAUGUGUUUCUUAUGGCGACCCUGUAUUCCAUGACAAUGAAAUGUGAUGAAAGUCCUUGUUCUAAUUCAGUUUCACUUGGGGAUCGGACACAAUUCAUGUGUCAUGUUCAUGUAUUUUAAAUGUAAUACAUGUGUAACAAGUUUAUAAUGCAAUUUAGGGUCAGUAUGUGCCAUCUUUGAGAAAUGUUUCCACCGUGCAAUCUCUUAAUUCAAAAAGUUAUGAAGGACUGGAGCUACUUGUAAACGGAGGACCUCGUGCUCAGAAAAUGGUUGGGAUAUGACUCUUUGGCUCGCUGCUUGGGUGUUUAGUAUGGUCGUACUUGGAGGUGUUACACGACUAACAAGAUCUGGUCUUUCGAUGACUGAUUGGAAGUUCAGUGGUGGGCUCCCUCCUCUAUCUGAUGAGGAAUGGUUACAGGAAUUCGAGAAGUACAAGCAGUCCCCUGAAUAUAAGCGGGUUAAUCGAGGAAUGAGCAUUGAUGAUUUCAAAUUUAUAUACUGGAUGGAAUAUGCUCAUCGUAUGUGGGGAAGAGCUCUUGGUAUCAUGUUUGCUUUGCCAUUUUCAUAUUUUCUUCGUAAGGCAUAUAUUACCCUACGACUUGGACUGAAACUCUCUACUCUUUUCGCCCUUGGUGCUGGGCAGGGGCUGAUUGGAUGGUGGAUGGUUAAAAGUGGUUUAGAG
This is a messenger RNA of Humulus lupulus (European hop), 940 nucleotides long. RefSeq names its product cytochrome c oxidase assembly protein COX15-like. Gene Ontology annotation, biological process: heme A biosynthetic process. The annotation marks the transcript as partial. Lineage: Eukaryota; Viridiplantae; Streptophyta; Magnoliopsida; Rosales; Cannabaceae. The transcript is spliced from 2 exons. The record is from RefSeq and is a predicted model, not a curated record. Gene Ontology annotation, molecular function: oxidoreductase activity, acting on NAD(P)H, heme protein as acceptor. Gene Ontology annotation, cellular component: mitochondrial inner membrane.